Molecule: messenger RNA, 816 nt
Organism: Anisakis simplex (herring worm)
Lineage: Eukaryota; Metazoa; Nematoda; Chromadorea; Rhabditida; Anisakidae
Source: the annotation of a GenBank genome assembly
AUGGAAUUCAAAGAUGGAAGACCGCGCUCGGAUCUAUUUUACGAUCAUUUAACACAUUUCUUGAGCGACAAUCCAUCUGCCAGUUGUGCCAAAGGAGGUCACGCAGCAUUCGCAUCAGCAGUUCAACGUUCACGACGUGGACGCAUCGCAUCGUCACAUUUUAUGACCUAUCAUACCGUGCUGAAAACAUCCUCAGAUUUCAUCAAUGCAAUGGCGAGUGCUCGGCGAGUGGCAUACAACAUCUCGAUUGUGCUCAACGAGGACAGGGAUGGUCGUUGUCCGGUGGAAGUGUUUCCAUACAGUGUGUUUUAUGUGUUCUACGAGCAGUACGUGUCGAUUGUGACCGAUGCAUGUGUUCAGCUGGUGCUGUCGUUGAUUGCCAUCUUCUCUGUAGCCACCCUACUACUCGGAUUGGAUCCGUGGUCAGCGUUCAUAAUUGAUCUCACGAUUGGAUGUGUUCUCUUCAAUCUGAUUGGUCUGAUGUAUUGGUGGAGUAUCGACUUCAACGCUAUCUCAGUUGUUAAUCUCGUUAUGUCUGUGGGUAUCUCAGUGGAAUUUUGCUCACAUAUAGUGCGUGCAUUUGCAAUCAGCGUUCACAGGAAUCGUCUGGAGAGAGCUCGACAUGCACUCUCCAACAUGGGAUCAUCUGUUUUGUCUGGCAUAACAUUAACAAAGUUUGGUGGAAUAAUAGUGCUUGCAUUCGCACAUUCACAAAUAUUCAAAGUGUACUAUUUUCGUAUGUUUCUUGGCAUUGUGUUAAUUGGAGCUGCACACGGUCUUAUAUUCUUACCUGUUCUCUUGAGCUUUAUCGGUUAG